GCGGAGGGCGGACGGGGGCGGGCAACGACGCCGCCGCCGUCUCCGCCGCCGCGCUCCCAGGCGGCUCGGCAGGGCCCGGUACGGCCGAGCAGGGAGCCAACCGCCAGGUCCAGCGUAAAAAGAUGUAUUCACUAGGAAAAGUUAAUAAAAAAAAAGACCAAGAGAAGCCACAUUGGAAACAGUAUUUGCAAUUAAGGACAAAAUUUGGUCUCUAUAAGGAGGAGAGAGUCUACCUUAAGAGAAUACCAUUAACAACCUCCUGUGAGAAACCAGAUGAGAGGGUGAGCUCCAGUAACAGCUUGGAAAAGAAAAAUGAUUCUUGCACUUCCUCCUCGUUAGAUGUGACAAUAACAGACCGACAUCGGGAAUGUAUUAAAGAGGAAAAGGUUAUUUUGGAUCUAGAAGAGGGUUUAUCUAAGAAAAGAAAAACAAAAUCUUCACUGCCAGACAGUGGAAAGAGAAGGAGAGCAUCAGUCAAGUCAGCCACGAGCUCGAGUUCAGAAUGCAGUGGCCUAAGUUCUAUCACACUAAACAGAAGUGUUUCUCCUCCACCUGCCUUAUUGCAGCAAAGCAUUUCCACAGACUUUGUAUCCUCAACAGACGCUGAGCCAGAGCCGUGCUCCCAAAACAGCGAUGUUACAGACUCAGAUAUUCCAGUGUUAGUGUCCUGUGAAGACCACGCUUCACUUUUUGAAGGCUCUUUCAGAGAUGAUGCUUUCCCUUUGACUCCCCCAGACCUGGAUGAAACGAUCCGGGACGAGAAGAUAAAACGACUCAAGCAGCUCUUGAGAGAGCGGGAAGCAGCACUUGAGGAAAUGCGUAAAAAAAAUGCAGCAAAUCUGAAAUACUGAAGGUGGUGGUGGUCUGAACUGUAUUCAUCUUCAUCUCAGUGACUUGAAGAAGAAAUUUUGCGUUCGAAUGAAGGUGAAUAUUUCUGGAAAAAGGAGGACCUUGAGGAAAUUUAUAAUGUGUAUUUAUAAAAAUAAUUUUCCUACUAAAGACUAGAAAUAAAAGACUUGGACCACCAGAUUGUGCUUCUGGGACAUGUAUGCGUAUCAGAAUACAGAAGAGAGUGUUUUUACUAUUUUUAGCAUAUCCUCUGUAUUUUGCAUUAAAGGGGUUUCUCUACUAGUCUUAGAAAAUAAACUUCCCCAGUUUGGAAAUUUGUAGCCCAUCUGUUAGAGACAGAGUGCAAAUAGCACCCUCCCCCCUUGUAAAUGUAUAUUUUUUUUGUUUUCUUAAUAUUUUAUACUGCAUGACAGCUUUUGUGAAUUACUAGGAACUGUCACUUGUCAAAAAAGGUCCAUGGUCAGUGUUUAAUAAAUGCUAUUUAAGAGGUUUGGGGAUUAGUCUUCAGGCAGUAAUGAUGCUGAUAUCCAGAGGAACCAGUACUAACAGCUGCUGAAGUGUACCAGUAAAGUUAUUUCGGUACGUGUUUCCUGCCGUUAUUGUUGUAAGCCUUUAUAAGGCCUUUGACAGAUGUGCAAUGUUGAAGUUUGGUUGUAGAAUUAUUUGGUUGUUGGGUAGGGUGGGUUGUUUGUUUUACUUUAAUGAGUUAAACUGAAUCAUUCCUUAUUUAAGCAAAAAAGAUACAUUUCUUUGUCUGCGAGUGGUAUCUUUAAGAAUUCCUGAUGAAUGUCUCUUCCGUUAACUCGUUCAGUCUUUAUUUCAAUGUCUCCUUCGUUUGAUGCUGCCUACGUUUUGCAUUGUAGAAGAGAAAGAGCACCAAAGCUGUCUUUGCCAUCAUGAUUUUUUAUAGCUCUUCAGAGUGUUUCCCCAGCAUGUGAUGUCAUGUGGUAUGGAGGCCUUCUGCUCCUCUCUGUUGUCCAUGUCACAGGAUGAGCUAGGUUGGAAGAGACUUUCGAGAUGAUCACGUCCAACCAUCAGCUGACCAGGUCCCAUCGCUGACCCAUGUCCCUUUGUGCCACAUUAAAUGUUGUCACAUCACUGAA
Tympanuchus pallidicinctus (lesser prairie-chicken) is the source of this 1952-nucleotide messenger RNA. It is a transcript of the gene LRIF1, whose product is annotated as ligand dependent nuclear receptor interacting factor 1. NCBI's taxonomy places the organism in Eukaryota, Metazoa, Chordata, Aves, Galliformes, Phasianidae. Gene Ontology annotation, molecular function: nuclear retinoic acid receptor binding. The coding region runs from base 123 to 851 and encodes 242 amino acids. The record is from RefSeq and is a predicted model, not a curated record. Gene Ontology annotation, biological process: regulation of DNA-templated transcription. The transcript has 3 exons.